UGACGUAAUGACGCGGUGUCGUCCUCUUCCCGGAAGCUGAAGGGGAGUCAGUGGAGUCGCGUUGGCGUUUCUCUCAGCUGACGCUCGAGCGCUGGAGAGUGGAGACUGCUCUGAGUCUGUUCGCCGACUCCAGGAGCAAGACAUGAGAAGGUCUCCACCAUGGACGCAGAGAUGAUGAUGCCCAAAUUCUCCUCGAAAGACGAGGAAAUCGAUUACUGGAAGUGCUUGUCUUUCAAAUACAAGAAGAGUUAUCAUGACGCUCAGGAGGAGCUGCAGGAGUUCCAGGAGGGCAGUCGUGAGCUGGAGGCCGAGCUGGAGGCGCAGCUGGGGCAGGCCGAGCACCGCAUGCGAGACCUGCAGUCAGAGAACCAGAGGCUGAAGAGCGAGAUGGACACACUCAAGGAGAAACUGGAACAGCAUUACGCUCAGAGCUAUAAGCAGAUCUCCAUGCUGGAGGAUGACCUGGUCCAGACACGCGGCAUCAAGGAGCAGCUGCACAAAUAUGUCCGGGAGCUGGAGCAGGCCAACGACGACCUGGAGAGAGCCAAGAGGGCCACCAUCACAUCCCUGGAGGACUUUGAACAGAGGCUAAACCAGGCGAUAGAGAGGAACGCCUUCCUGGAGAGCGAACUGGACGAGAAGGAGUCUCUGUUGGUGUCUGUGCAGAGGCUGAAAGAUGAAGCUAGGGACUUGAGGCAAGAGUUGGCUGUUCGAGAGAGGACUUCAGAUGUUGUCAGGAUGUCAGCCCCCAGCUCUCCCACCCUAAACAUUGAUAAGACAGACUCGGCAGUGCAGGCCUCCCUGUCCCUCCCAGCUACACCUGUAGGGAUGAGCAUGGAGCAUCCUUUCAUUGUUUCUAAAGCGUUGACCAAUGGCUGUGGAAGCUCCCCCCUCACACCGUCUGCACGGAUCUCGGCUCUUAACAUUGUUGGUGAUCUUCUGCGGAAAGUUGGGGCUCUUGAGUCCAAACUAGCCGCCUGUAGGAACUUUGCCAAGGACCAGGCAGCAAGGAAAAAUUACACAACAGAAAAUGGAAACCUCUUCAACAGCAACGCAACCAAGUUCUCUCAUUCGCUCCACACUACGUAUUUUGACAAGACGAAUAUGAAUGGCCUGGGUCCCAGUGUGCUGACGCGGACCGUGUCUCCUCCGGGCUUGCUCCCUCUCAGCGUGUGAGAGACUUUCCCAGCGACCUCCACACAAGAUCGGACACAGUGUGGAAACAGAGAGGACACUCCAGAGCUUGUGUGUGUGUGUGUGUGUGUGUGUGUGUGUGUGUGUGUGUGUGUGUGUGUGUGUGUGUGUGUGUGCGUGCGUGCACGAGAGAGACGGAGAUGACUGACACAUACAUGUCCGUUCCUGUGAGCGCGGGCUUCAGUCGACCUCUGUUCUUCUCACGGGGUCUCACCUAAAGCCAGCAAAAUGACAAAGGUCUGAGUCAGGCCACAGCUUCUGUGUGAGUGUUUCAGUGUGUCGCGCGGUUUAAAAGACGUUCGAGAGAUAUUCUUUUUGAGGUGAAUGCCACUGUAUGCUUGAUGCAAAUGGGUUGGUUUACACUCGCACUGUUUUCAGCUUCAGUAAAGGGUCUAAAUGUGGAGGUCUGUAGAUGUUUUUACUGGAAUGAAUGCCAAGAAAACGUGUUCAAUAGCAUGGAAACAUCGGCUACCUUUAAAAGAUGCUCUAAUGAAUUAUUAACCCAGUUACAUCAGCUGACUGGUCACCAGUUUGCAUGAUGCAACCACUAUUUUAGGGCUUCAAAAGGUUUGUACUGUAUGUUCCUGAAACUGCACUUCAAAAUCCCACAGUUAAGUGAUGUGUCUAGUUUCACUCGCGUCGCUGCUUUGACAGUAAAUCAGUCUCUGUGCGGUGUGUCCUUCCUCACAGAACUCGUCAGUGGUUGUAUGAACCUCAUUUCUAUCCCAUGUGCCUCUGCUGGGGAGUUCGGUAUUCACUGUUCAUUUAUUUCACUUGUGGAACUUGAAGCCAACUUUUGUUUAUCCCAGUGUUUAAGUUCAGCUGUUCUACGCCAAACUUUAACAUCGAGUGCAGGAGCACUUGUUAUUGUUCAUUUCCCUCGUUGAGUCUUUGGUUUCAC
Molecule: messenger RNA, 2095 nt
Organism: Carassius carassius (crucian carp)
Lineage: Eukaryota; Metazoa; Chordata; Actinopteri; Cypriniformes; Cyprinidae
Product: nuclear distribution protein nudE-like 1-B
Exons: 9
Coding region: 160-1176 (338 amino acids)
Biological process (GO): chromosome segregation; regulation of neuron projection development; mitotic centrosome separation
Cellular component (GO): kinetochore; centrosome; kinesin complex
Molecular function (GO): microtubule binding
Source: RefSeq, a predicted model, not a curated record